AUGCAUUUCACCAAGUCGAUUUGGAGCUUGGGUCUCCUCGGGCUCGUGGCUGCCAACCCGUGGCCGAAAGUCAGUCUCGAAGACAGCCUCAUUGCGCGGGGAGAUCUCACUCUUCGUCAAGAACCAGAAGACAUCUGUUCGAUCGAUACAUGCGGCAGCGAGGCCGAGUGCCUGAUAGCACGAGACAUUGCCACCCCGCUGAUCGGCCGCGACGAGUACAACGCCGCCAACGACACAGCCGAGGAGGAGCUUGCUCUCCUGAAGAGAGACAUUGAUAGGCCCGGGGCAGGCCAGCUUGACGGCUGGUUCAAGGCCAAUUGGGAGAGUGGCAACGUCGUCAACAUCCCGUUCAGGCCUGACGACGACGGCGAGUGGUACACGGCUCGCUAUCGCGAGUUUCUCAACAAGCCUUUCAAGAUGGGCAUCAAGGGCAUGUGCGGGUGCACCGCUGUCAUAGUCACCUCCAAAAAGGGUGCCUAUAUCUCUCACCACUGGGAACGACCUACCGUCAUCGCCGCCUUUGAGAAGCAUGGCGCGCCGACCCCGGGAGCGGCGGACGGCGAGACGGUGUUCCAGCAGGAUGUCAUCGAAGAGCUCCACGAUGCCCUGACUUGUCUUGCGUUCAACAAGAACGAGGACAAGGAUGUCCAGGUGUUCAUCUUUACCAAAGUCGACACGUCGUCCAGGACAGUCAAGUAUGCUCCGCAGGUAGAUCAGAUCAAGAAUAAGGUUGUGGAACGGAUCCCAGGGUUGUCCAAAGGCGAUAUCAAGGACCUGCCGUACUAUACGCGCGAGUCUGUCGCGAACGCGCUGGAUACAGCGGAUGGCAAGGUCAUCAUCUCCUAUGACCCCAAGGCGGGCGGCGGUAAGGCUGGGUACCAGGUAUGGGCCGGUUCAGUUUACAAUGCUGGAGGCAAGAUUGACCCUGCCACCAUCAACGCCCCCAACGGCGAGGCAACGUGGGAGCCGACAGAGGGGCAGAGGUAG
Messenger RNA from Verticillium alfalfae VaMs.102, 987 nucleotides. RefSeq lists its product with no specific name. The transcript has 2 exons. NCBI's taxonomy places the organism in Eukaryota, Fungi, Ascomycota, Sordariomycetes, Glomerellales, Plectosphaerellaceae. The record is from RefSeq and is a predicted model, not a curated record. The coding region runs from base 1 to 987 and encodes 328 amino acids.